This is a messenger RNA of Lucilia cuprina (Australian sheep blowfly), 2011 nucleotides long. RefSeq names its product prefoldin subunit 1 (gene Pfdn1). Gene Ontology annotation, biological process: protein folding. Gene Ontology annotation, cellular component: cytoplasm; prefoldin complex. Lineage: Eukaryota; Metazoa; Arthropoda; Insecta; Diptera; Calliphoridae. The transcript has 3 exons. Bases 132 to 509 code for a protein of 125 amino acids. The record is from RefSeq and is a predicted model, not a curated record. Gene Ontology annotation, molecular function: protein folding chaperone.
UGUAGAAAAAAAACUUCAUACCGAGAGAAAUAGCAAAUUAUUUUUGCAGGUGUUGCCUUUUUUGUAAAAAUUAUUAAGAAAAUUGAAUAAAUAUCUAAUAAAUUCUUAGUCAAACAAAAGAAAACACUAAAAUGGAACAAAUGGAUAUGGAAUUAAAAAAGGCAUUCACCGAAAUGCAAAUAAAUAAAAUAGAAACCACCAAGAAAAUGAAUAUGAUCGAUAUGAAAUGUGAUAUGGUAAAGACCGGCAAACAAAAAUAUCAAUUGACCGAAAAGGGUACCAGUGAUUUAACAGAUGAUACCAGAGUAUAUUUAUCCGUAGGACGCAUGUUUGUCUUAACCAGCGUCCAGGAUAUGCGCGGUGACUUAAAAGCUAAGCAAGAGAAAUGUGAUAAGGCCAUUGAAUUGCUAAGCAAAAAGAAAGAAUUUCUGGUGAAAUCACUAAAAGAUCAAGAAGAUGGUUUACGUGAAUUAGUGCAACAACGUAAAGAAGCCGAAGCCGCCAAAUAGAUAAACAAAAGCUAGCAAUCAUCAACAUACAUUUUAACAUUAUUGUUUAUUUUGCAUUUAAGCUUUAAAAACAACUCGAAAAAAAAACAAGAGAUAAACACGUACUAUAUUUAACAAUGAUAAACCUACUUGCAAUUAACACAAAAAAAGAAACGAAUACCACUUUUGUGUUUAAGAGAAAAAUUAAAAUGUAAUUUUUGUUCUUUUUCUAAAAAAAAACCGAAAUUUUAGUUUAACAUUUUAUAAAAUCAUCUAAAUUGAAAUUGGCAUAAGAAACGAACUCAUUUCCCAAGUUACGUUCAUGUUCAGGUUGAAAUUUACAUUUAUUAACCGGUAGGCAGGCAGUCAGCCAGGGCUCUACUAUCUCGCCCGAACAGAAUAUAAUUUUUCCUUGAGGUUUCAAAAGAUUUUUUAUGAUUUUUGAUAUUUUUGUUAUACAUUCCUCGGAGAGAAAGGGUGGAUCGGCUAUGAUUACGUCAAAUUUAUGCCAAAGUUCCUUAAGAUAGUUUUCAUUGUCGCCUUCGUUAAAGUCGUAAAAUACAAAAUCAUCUCCAUAAGCUGAGAAACGUUUGUCGAAUUCAAAAAUUUUCACUGUAAAGAAAAACACAAUACUAAACUAAAUUCUGCAAUGUUAGGCGAAAAUUAUAAGGAAUUCAAACAAUUGGUAUCCCAUGGCAAUGGAAUCUUCGAAUCGACCCGAUUUAGGUCUAUCUGUAUAUGAUUUAUUUCUUUCAAAAACUUACCAUUUUCAUGUAUUUCCUUAACAGUAGCAUAUAGAGAGGGACUGGAUAGUAAAGCUAUACUAUAAGACGACUUAUCCUGUACCUCUUCCAAUAAUUGAUUGACAGCAGAACCCAAAGACUUUUUAGUGCCAGCACUAUACCAAAAUUGACUCAAUUGCUAAAAUAUAUAAAAAAUGUAAUCAAGUAAUAUAACAAACUUCCUCUAAACAUACCCAAUCUUCUUCAAAUUCUGCUUCUUUUCCAGCUUUUUGUUCAAUUUUAUCCAAUUCCUCUUGCCCACGUUGAGCCUUUUCAGCUAAAAAUUGAUUUAAAAUUGCUAAAGUAUCAGCCGGUAAAGAAAUGUCAUCAUCAAUCAUGUUAACAGUAGUUUAAUAUACAAAAAUAUUAAUAAUUUAAAAGUAAAAAAAUUAACUAAAUAUAAACAAAUAUAUUGUUUAUUUAUUACUGCACGCUUAAAAUUAACCUUAAAACAUAAACUUUGUUAUUGUUUAUUGUGAAUUGUUCAACUCUGUGUUUAUUUUACAGUUUGGAAGUUACUGCUGAAAUAUGACAAUUACUUUUUUUUAUUAUUGACAUUUUGCUAUUGUGAUUGUGAAAGUUUUUUUUUUCUUACAAUAAAAUAGAAAACUGACGUGUGUGUGCGUAAAUAUUUUUUUUCUUAAAACGCGGACGUAGUAAUUUCAGUUUUUAAUAAAUUAUACUUAAAACGAAAUCCUAGAAAUUAAUAUUACUUUAAUUUAUUACCUAACAAAAAGACAA